AUGUGUGGACGCACACCGGAGGAGGUAACAAAAAGCAAAGAGGUCUGGGGACAGUACACCGAGACUGGUGAGCGUUUGGGGUCCGCCUGCCGCGUGGACAAGGAGACGGUCGAGGAAGGGUGGCCAGGUCUGCCGUUCCAGGAUGCAUCGAAGCUCUGGCACUCCAAGGAGCAGAAAUCCUUGGCCUUCCGAACCGAAUACGCGACGGCACGCAGAAUCAAGAAAGACACAGGCAUCCUGCAGAAAAGAUUUAACCCCUCCAGCACCGUGCAGACGGGCAAGAUCAGAUUCAGGAUGGUGUUUCAUGAUAUUGGGUUCCUCACGGAUGCUGAAUUUGCUAGUGUGGUGGGUGCAUCAAGCUCGAGCUUGAAGCUCAAGACCCACCGGGGCCGGGAACAGAUUGAAGACAGAGAAGAGAGCGUCCAGGGUGUCUAUGUGAGCCUGAGAGAUCUCCCGGACGGUUUGCUAGGAUGGAUCCGCAAGGUCCGGAGUGGGUUCUUGGUCCAAGUCCAGGCGCAGGACAAGCGACUCACCCCAGCUCAUCAAAUCAGACAGGGCCAAGGGCAGGUCCUCUUCGAUCAUUUUUCUGAGGUCCUCCUGAACUCUACCGAGAGCGCGAGCAGGUCCAAGCACCGCCCGUCUCUCCCGAAGAUUCCGUCGCUCAUCGAGCAGCUGAACAGUCUGCAGGAGGAGAAGGAAGCGGCGGAGCAGGCAGAGCAGGAGGAGGAGAACGAUGGCCAAGAGGGCGAGCAUGGAGAGGAGGAGGAAAACUUCAUGGAGGACCCCUGUAUCGGACUCGACGAGGAGUUGCCCAAGAACGACCAGCACUCCGUGAUCUCCUCCCAGUUGAAGCUGCGGCCAGACUUGCUGGCUGGUGCUGCAGGCUCAGUGGCCGGAUCCUUUGACCAGCCCAUGAAAGCGAAGCAGACAUCCAGCAAGGCCCGGAGAAAGAAGAAGGACAUUCUGGAGGACGACGACCAGGCCAGUGCAGAAGCGGAGGAGGCCACGCAGGUUGAUCCAUCCGAGAUUCCUCAGUGGAUGAAAGACGAUGACGUGCUGUCCCAGGUGGUGAAGAAGUUGGGCAAAAUUCACAAAUGCUUCCAUCAUCUCAAUCCCCGUACCGGCUUCGAGCAGCGACUGGCCCUAGGACACCAGUUGCGAGGAGUUGCUCGUCAUGUCAUCAUGACAUCCGCGCUGCCAGUUGACUAG
This is a messenger RNA of Symbiodinium necroappetens, 1209 nucleotides long. The record is from the annotation of a GenBank genome assembly. NCBI's taxonomy places the organism in Eukaryota, Dinophyceae, Suessiales, Symbiodiniaceae.